AUGGAUGGCGACCCAGCAGACCUGCGCCCACCUGAUGAGUGGGCGCACGUGCUUGGUGUAGUAGUGGGGCGAGGAGAGGAGGCUUUGGGGACAGUGCGCACCACUGGAGGCAAGUCCCUUAGCGCACUGGGUAGGCGCGUCACCACACGGACUGAGGGGAAAACCAACAGUUCCCCACCCCACCUACCUGAGGAGGGGGCGCACGUGCUUGAGGCUUUGGGCACAGUGCGCACGGCAGGGGCAGGAAACCGCGCACCCCCUAUCACCCAGGCUGUUAAGACGAUGAAGCAUGUGCUCACGAAGAAGGGUCGCACGAUGCGACCGGCGGUGGAGGGUGACGAGGUAAUGGGCACCUACCGGGCCGCGCUGGGCAACCUCAUGGACGCGCUGCCCGGCUGCAUGGUGGCAGCGAACAUCACGGCAGCAGAGAUACUGGCUCACACGGCCGUGGCGAUCCCACGCACGAAGGGCGGGGCACUGGUCCCGAAGGGCGCGUUUAUCAAGGCAAGCCCCAAGGAGAAAUGGUUCACGGACUUUGCAAUUCUGUCUGACAAGAAGGAAUACUGGUUCGCCAAGGCGCUGUGCAUUUUCAAGGUGGCCACCGCAGAUGGCCAGCAGAAGGGGUUUGUGUACGUGCGGUGGUAUGAACAGGUGGGGCUCUGCCCUCUAACCACUUGCUUGCAGCUCACACCGUCCCGCAAAGACACAAGGCAUGCUGUGGUGGCACUGGAGAGCAUCUUGCGUGUCGUGCACAUUUGCCGCUCGUACAGCAACCCUCAGUUGUUCACGGAGUUCAUCGAUGAGUACAACGGGGAACUGCACGCGAAGAACGAGCGGGCGGUGGUGCUCGUCCACCACCCUAAACACACUCUUACGGGAUGCGUGAAACAGACCACUAGUGUGGCGGGGUUCGUCGUGGAUGAGUUGACACGGGUGCGAGUUGUGCAGACGUUUGGUGUGGUGCCGCCGUGCUCUUUUUCCGCGUUGAACGGUGUGGUGGACACUCUCAAAGCAGUGUUCCGCACUUGGUUCAUGCAAGGCGCAGGCGAGAGCUCAGAGUGGAUCAGUAAGGGUCUGUUUCCUCGCCCUCCGCUGCACGAUGUGUUGUACAAGCUGUUCAUGGCAGGCAAGUUGACUACCCCGGGCACUAUUCAGCGGAGCUGGUGGCAAGCGGGGUGUGUGCUAAGGGGAUGGGUGGCGCUUAUGGAUCGCCUGAAAGGGAAAGCGGCUGCGGGUAUGUUCGACUGUCUGGUGACGGAUUUCACGAAGCUGCAGCUGGUCAUCAAGGUGUUUAAGAGCAAGUGCAGUAGCAGGCUGUACAUGACGGCGUGGGACUUCGUGGGAUGCGACGAAGACCUCAUUGAGAAGUGGACGCCUAAGGGGGGCGAGGAGACAAAGUCAGUUGAGGAGAUACCGGCAUAUUUCUGCAUACCGGAGGGUCCUCUGAUGCGAGACAGUCGCAGCUGUCGCCGCGUGGUGCGCAUGGUACAUGGCGGCUACGUGAAACAUGCCGAGAGCUUGGGAAUUCAUCCGCACGACGUUCCAGAGGAGGUCGGAGUGGUCAACGAGGAGGUGGUGAGCCGCCUUCGCCGCACACCUAUUAAGCGCUCGCGGGCCGCCAGUACAAGCGAUGAGGGGAUUACGUCGGACGGAUCGGUAGUGGAACCAAACGUCCAGAGGGCUUAG
Messenger RNA from Closterium sp. Naga37s-1, 1686 nucleotides. The record is from the annotation of a GenBank genome assembly. Lineage: Eukaryota; Viridiplantae; Streptophyta; Zygnematophyceae; Desmidiales; Closteriaceae.